Messenger RNA from Rhododendron vialii, 1202 nucleotides. Its product is annotated as NADP-dependent D-sorbitol-6-phosphate dehydrogenase-like. Lineage: Eukaryota; Viridiplantae; Streptophyta; Magnoliopsida; Ericales; Ericaceae. The transcript has 6 exons. Bases 142 to 1071 code for a protein of 309 amino acids. Gene Ontology annotation, molecular function: aldose-6-phosphate reductase (NADPH) activity. The record is from RefSeq and is a predicted model, not a curated record.
GAUGGGUAUAUGUAAGAGAGAUUUGGCUGAGGUGUGGUACCCUGAUGUGCCCCUCUUUUCCAUAUCCACACUAUAAAGGGCGAAGCCGUAGAUGACCCUGUGCAUUCUUUUGAACAUCAAUUUUCCUGGGUGCUCUCAGAAAUGGCGAUAACGCUCAACAAUGGCUUCAAGAUGCCGCUUAUCGGCCUCGGCGUAUGGCGUAUGGACGGAAAAGACAUCAAAACCCUCCUAUUCAGCGCCAUCAAACUGGGCUACCGCCACUUCGACUGUGCCGCUGAUUACAAGAAUGAAGCAGAAGUUGGUGAGGCACUCGCUGAAGCAUUUCAGACAGGGCUUGUUAAGAGAGAGGAUCUUUUCAUUACUACCAAGCUUUGGAAUUCAGAUCAUGGACAUGUUUUAGAAGCCUGUAAAGACAGUUUGAAGAAGCUUCAGCUUGAUUAUCUGGAUUUAUACCUUGUUCACUUCCCCAUAGCCACGAGGCAUACUGGAGUUGGUACAACUGAUAGUGCUUUGGGUGAUGAUGGUGUGCUGGACAUAGACACGACGAUAUCCUUGGAAUCUACCUGGCAUGCCAUGGAAGAUCUGGUUUCCAUGGGUUUAGUUCAGAGCAUAGGAAUCAGCAACUAUGACAUUUUCCUUACUAGAGAUUGCUUGGCUUAUUCUAAAGUGAAGCCUGCUGUGAACCAGAUCGAAACACACCCCUACUUCCAGCGUGAUUCUCUCGUCAAAUUCUGCCAAAAGCACGGCAUCUGCGUCACAGCCCACACCCCUCUAGGUGGUGCCACGGCUAACACCGAAUGGUUUGGUUCUGUGUCAUGUUUGGACGAUCCCAUUCUCAAAGGUUUAGCUGAGAAAUAUAAAAAGACUGUGGCUCAGAUUGUUCUCCGGUGGGGUAUUCAGCGAAACACGGUAGUCAUCCCAAAGUCAUCGAAACUCGAGCGACUGGAGGAGAACAUCAAAGUUUCUGACUUUGAGCUGACCAAGGAGGACAUGGAUCUGAUUAAAAGCAUUGACCGGAGCCACCGGACCAAUCAACCUGCGGUAUUCUGGGGUGUCGAUAUGUAUGCAUAAAUUGGUCGUGGUUGUGUGAGUGGCGAGGUUCCUUUUAUUUUCUGCUGAUAAUAAAACAUGAGGAAACGAACGGUGUUUGAUGUGGUGGAUUGAACUUACUUUGGAUUCUAUUGGUGGUUUGAUUUUGGUUU